AGCAUAAAGUCAUCAAAAAAUAUCAUUUCAUAACCACAUUCAAGGCAAAUUGGCAUAAAUCUUUCUAUCAUUGCCGCUCCAUUGGAAUGAAUCUAGUUAGUAUAUCGUCGAAAGCAGAUAGCGAUCAAAUCACACAGCAAAUCAAAGACCAAGGUCAUGAAGGAAGUGCAUUUUGGACAUCGGGAACAAAAUUGGGUGACAAUAUAACGUGGUUAUGGAUGGGUAACGGUAGACCAGUCAGUUUUACUAAUUGGGCACCUGGGCAGCCGGACAAUCUCAAUCACUAUACUGAGAGUUGCAUAAACAUCUUUAGCAAUGACAUGGUCUGGGGUCCAAAUACGGCUCAAAAAUGGAACGAUAUUCGUUGUAGCCGUGAAUUGAAUAUUAUUUGUGAAGAAAGUUUGAUUGAAUAUGAAUACUGUUCCACUUAAAUUACCUGAAAAAUUGGACAAAAGACAAAAAACCAAUUGUACAAACGACAAAAUAUGACAAAAUUAAA
Messenger RNA from Contarinia nasturtii (swede midge), 499 nucleotides. RefSeq names its product perlucin-like. Gene Ontology annotation, molecular function: carbohydrate binding. Gene Ontology annotation, biological process: biological process involved in interspecies interaction between organisms. Lineage: Eukaryota; Metazoa; Arthropoda; Insecta; Diptera; Cecidomyiidae. Gene Ontology annotation, cellular component: external side of plasma membrane. The transcript has 3 exons. The coding region runs from base 87 to 431 and encodes 114 amino acids. The record is from RefSeq and is a predicted model, not a curated record.